Molecule: messenger RNA, 1879 nt
Organism: Anoplopoma fimbria (sablefish)
Lineage: Eukaryota; Metazoa; Chordata; Actinopteri; Perciformes; Anoplopomatidae
Product: gastrula zinc finger protein XlCGF26.1-like
Exons: 2
Coding region: 1-1797 (598 amino acids)
Source: RefSeq, a predicted model, not a curated record
AUGUCUAAAGCACAAAUACUGAGAUCUUUAGUCAACCAGAGACUCACUGCAGCUGCUGAAGAGAUAUUUGAGCUGUUUGAAAGAACGAUAGCAGAGCACGAGGAGGAACUUUCUCGUUCUAAAGAGGAGAACGAGCGACAACGGAAACUCCUGGACGCUGUUUUCAACCCUGAAGUCCGGAUUCAAAGAGCAGUGUUUCCUGCAAACCUCAAGAAGUUUACAGUGGUUAAAGAAGAGGUUCUACCUGAGCAGCAGGAGUGGAGCUCAAGUCUGAACCAGGAGGACCCAGAGCCCCCACACAUCAAAGUGGAACAGGAAGACCUCUUGACCAGUCAGGAGGGAGAGCAGCUUCAAGUGCUGGAGGAGGCUGAUAUCAAGUUCUCAUUCACUCCUGUGAAUAGAGAAGAAGAGGAAGCUCAGUCCUCACAGCUUCAUCUAAGACAAACUGAACAGAUGGAGAAAGAAGCUGAGGAAGAGGAAUGUGUAGGACCAGAACCAGACAGGAACUCAGAUCCAGAUAGACAUCCAGAACCAGAUACUGAUGAGAAGACUGUAGACUCUUCUGAACCUGAGACUGAUGACAGUAGUGAUUGGGAGGACACUCAGGAACCUCAGUCAGAUUUAAACCCUCUGCAAAACAAUGAAGUACCUGUAAAUGAUAUCGACUGUAAUACUGAAAACACAUCAAUUGGCUCCUCUGAAUGUGCUGGAACCUUUGGCAACAAGGGACAUCUGAAGAUACACACUGAAAUCCAAGCAGGAGUGAAACCAUUUCAAUGCUCAGUUUGUUGGAAAAUAUUUACUUGGAAGGGCACCUUAAAGACUCACAUGGGACUUCAUACAGAAGAAAAACAUUUCAGCUGCUCAGUUUGUAAAAAGAAAUUCAAUACCAGUGGCUAUUUAGGUAAACACAUGAAACUCCAUUCUCAGGAGAAACCAUACAGUUGUUUAGUUUGUCAUAAAAGGUUCACAGGGCAAAAAGAUCUGAGACAACACUCGCUCGUCCACAGAGGGGAGAAACCAUUCAGUUGUUCAGUUUGUAGUAAGGAUUUCACACAAAAGGCACUUCUGAGACAACACUCGCUCGUCCACAGGGUGGAGAAACCAUUCAGUUGUUCAGUUUGUAGUCAAGGUUUCGCACGAAAAGGACAUCUGAGACGACAUAUGACUCUCCACACAGGAGAGAAACCAUUCAGAUGUUCAGUUUGUAGUAAGGGUUUCACAGAAAAGAGGGAUCUGAGACGACACUUGUCUGUCCACACGGGGGAGAAACCAUUCAGUUGUUCAAUUUGUAGUAAGGGUUUCACACAAAAGACACUUUUAAGAAAACACUCGCUCGUCCACACAGGGGAGAAACCAUUCUGUUGUUCCGUUUGUAGUAAGAGUUUUACAGAAAAGAAAGAUCUGAGACGACACUUGCUUGUCCACACAGGGGAGAAACCUUUCAAUUGUUCAGUUUGUAGUAAGGGUUUCACACAAAAAGGACAUCUGGGACAACACACGCUCAUCCACACAGGGGAGAAACCUUUCAGUUGUUCAGUUUGUAGUAAGGGUUUCGCACAAAAGACAGGUCUGAGACGACACUCGCUCGUCCACACACGGGAGAAACCUUUCAGUUGUUCAGUUUGUAGUAAGGGUUUCACACAAAAAGGACAUCUGGGACAACACACGCUCAUCCACACAGGGGAGAAACCUUUCAGUUGUUCAGUUUGUAGUAAGGGUUUCGCACAAAAGACAGCUCUGAGACGACACUUGCUCAUCCACACGGGAGAAACCAUUCUGUUGUUCAGUUUGUAGUAAGGGUUUUACAGAAAAGAGAGAUCUGAGACAACACUCACUCUUCCACGCAGGGGAGAAACCAUUCAGUUGCGUUGUUUGA